This is a messenger RNA of Lasiodiplodia theobromae, 2133 nucleotides long. Its product is annotated as ATP-dependent rna helicase drs1. The transcript is spliced from 2 exons. NCBI's taxonomy places the organism in Eukaryota, Fungi, Ascomycota, Dothideomycetes, Botryosphaeriales, Botryosphaeriaceae. The record is from RefSeq and is a predicted model, not a curated record. The coding region runs from base 1 to 2133 and encodes 710 amino acids.
AUGGCAACCAUCCAAACCAACAAGAGCAUUGGUCUCGUGACCCACGACACUGGCUCGCCUGAGCCCAGGAGUCCUAACGGAACGGUGAAAGCCACCAGCUCAAAGGUACCAGCCCGCAAGAACAUCUCCGGAAAAGGGGUGAAACGCAGUUUGGGCGUAGCUUCAGACGAGGCACUCGGCAAUGAGGAAGACAGCAGCGCCGACGAGGCGGACAAGGACGACGACGAUGAGCCAAACGAAGAUGCCCCGUCCGGCGGUUUCGGCAUGGGCAGAGGCAAGCGGCCUGCUAUCCACAUUGAGCCCGCCGAUGCAGAGAGGAAGGACGACCGCGGGACGGGGCUUGAUCAAGAGGGUCUCCUCACCCCUCUAUCCAAAAAGCGCACUUUCAGCAACACCGACAUUUUUGCUGCGUUUGAUGAAGACGCGAUGAGCGGGAAUGAGAAAGAAUCUGCUUUGGCGUACCCCCGCAAAAAGCUGAACAGGAAGUUGAGCAACAAUCCCAACGGCCUCCUCGCAUACGAGGCCUUCCGCAAGGGCAGCAUUGCGUCUGAGGAAGGUCCGUUGAUUGAAUCAGAGAACGCUAUUGACUCCUCCGAUGACGACGAAAUCUACAAGGCUGUGGAGGAUAUCGACGAAUCGGAUAACGAUGAGUACAUUGACGAGAACCUGGAGGAGAAAGCUCUACGGGAUGCGCUGAACACGUCCGACAACGAGAGCGAUUUUGGCGAUGGCCCGGACGUCUCGAUGUUGCUCGACAGCGGAUAUCUGGAAGGCAAUCUCCUCGACAUGGGCGACGAUCAGAUACUCGGACUUUCUGGUGAACAAUGGGCUGGCAUGGAGGAGAUAACCCCCGUCCAAUCAAACACUUCCACGAGGCGUGUGCGUUUCGACGAUAACGUGCACGCCGUUUCCGACGUCGAUAGUGACGACGAAACGUCUUCGGAAGACCUCAACAGUUUCUUUCCCGAUUUAUUCCACAAGGACAAUCAAGCGCUCUCAAGCUUCAGGCAUAGCCAAGAUCUGGACGAUAUUGAUUAUUUUGACGAGUCAACAGCUAGCGAUAGCGAGAGGUCAUACUGGGACUUUGGCGACGAAAAGGAGCUAUCCAGUAAUUCGAGUGACCGAGAGCACGACGUCCACACGGAGUCUGGCUCUGAGUCAGAAGCAGGCUCCAGUGGCUACGAGACGGAUGAAGGUGACACCACCGAUGAGGACCUACCCCCGCCACCCACCAUUAACAAGCCAUCACGUGUCCACCGUGACUCAUCUUCUUCUGCCGGCUCCGCCACCCCGAAGCCAUUUCCGCGGUCUAAGAGACAGCCUCCGGCAAAAUCAUCGAAGCGGAAGGGCCCGAUCAAAGGCUUCUUCACUCUCGAUCCGAGGAGAGCUAUUGCCAUUCUGGACAGUAGCGGAAAGCGCAUGGUUCUAAGACCUGCUCGUAUUUCGAACAACCAGUUCUGGACUGCCAGUACCGCGAGUAGCACUGCAAACAACAGCCCUCGCAGCGAACUGCAGCAGCUGAAUGGCGAUGACAGCGACUUCAGCGAUGGCAACACAAACUUCGCAGACAUCAUGCUCAGUGGCAUUUACGGAGCAGCUGGCGGCCUCAACUAUCCCAUUGGCCCCCCGGAAGCGUUCUAUCCAUUCGUCGGCAUUGAUGCGGAUGGCACGAUGGAAUUCGAUGACGAAGAUGACGACGACAUAGAAGACAUGCUCGACGUCAACGACUUCAUCGAUUUUGGCAACCAGAGUGAUUCUGACGAGGCCGAUGAGACCGAUGUGCCCACUGCAGCCAAUUCUCCUACCAAGGCUCAUGCGGGUCAUACUCCCGCCAGGGCUGGUCUUUCUGCAGCCCAUGAGAUGAGCCAGAGGAUGCUUCAACACUUCGACCGCGCGAACGUGAAUUCGUUCAGGAGGAAUCAGAACCGUUACCGCGAUGUGGCUCGUCUCCCCGACGAUCCUGCUGCUCGCGCGCAGGCCUCUAGGCCUGUGCGUACUGGAGCCUCGGCCGAUGCCAUCAUCACUCCGAUGCGAAAGAAAAAGAAGUCGAGUAAUAUGGGCGUUCCGCGUGCCAGUCCUCUUGCCAAGAAAUCUGGUCUAAUCGCUGGCGCUUUCACUCCUCGCCGUCAUUAG